Limulus polyphemus (Atlantic horseshoe crab) is the source of this 3157-nucleotide messenger RNA. Its product is annotated as coiled-coil domain-containing protein 186-like. Gene Ontology annotation, molecular function: small GTPase binding. Bases 75 to 362 code for a protein of 95 amino acids. NCBI's taxonomy places the organism in Eukaryota, Metazoa, Arthropoda, Merostomata, Xiphosura, Limulidae. Gene Ontology annotation, biological process: vesicle cytoskeletal trafficking. The transcript is spliced from 4 exons. Gene Ontology annotation, cellular component: trans-Golgi network. The record is from RefSeq and is a predicted model, not a curated record.
GUUUUUGUUGUUUUAAUAGAAUUAUCCAAAGUUACAUUUUAAGAGAAGAGUCAGGAGCACUAGUUCCACAAACCAUGGAUCAAAACAAGCAUGCAUCUGGAAAAAAGGGAAAGAUAGAGCUAUCAAAAAGAGGAGGUAUCAUGGCAUCUGUUUAUAGUUCCCAUCCUUCUGAUUCCCACAUGACGUUGGAUCUAUCCUUGGAAAUAAACCAGAAACUACAAGCUGUUCUGGAAGACACCUUACUCAAGAACAUUACUUUGAAGGAAAACAUCAAUACCUUGGGUGAGGAAAUAGCUCGAAUGUCCAAGGAAUACCGAGAGCUCCAGGGCCAAGUCCAACGAAACAAGAUUUCAACUAAAUGACCUGCUCUCUAAUCUCCGCUUCAAUUCUUCCAGUUCAAUUGUGAUGAAUAAAUGUAUUUUUGUAUAUUAAAUUUGGCCUUAUUGUUUUGUCCUUUCCUAUCAAGUACAGUUAGUGUAGUCGUAAAGUUGUACAUUAUUAGUGUCUUUAUGAUUAACAAAGACUUCUGCCUCAGUGUAUAAUUUACAAUUAUAGUAUAAGAACAUAGUAUGCUUCUAAAUGUAUUUAUAAUUAUGUUAAAGUAUAUUAUAAAAGUAUAAAUGCUUGGACUACACUGUAAUCUUCUUGAUGCUGCUUCAUGCUUUGUAUCAUAUUAAGCACGUUUCUUACCAUACAAAUCAGUAUUGAAAUAUACUAGUUGUAUCAGCCUUUCUUCAUUUUUGCCACAACCGUUAAACCCCCAUCCAGUUUGUUAACAGUAAAACUGUGGAAAAUUGCUGUGUGGGUCUUUAGCUUUUUUCUUAACCGUAGAAACAGACAUUAAUUAUAGAUAAUUUUAUUUCAAAAGACAGCCACAUAAUUUUAAGAUAAAUGAAGUCAAUUAAUUUAUGAAUACGAAAUUGAGGAAAAACAAGACAUUUCACAAGUACGUUAUUUAUUCACGACCAUGGUUUCACCAGUAGAGGCAUCAUCAUGGUGAAACCAUGGUCGCGAUUGAAUGGUUUUUUCCUCGGUUUCAUAAUUAUGAAGCUUCACCAUGUACCAACAGUUUAUCAAUUAUGUAAUUUAUGAAUCUUUAGUGUAAAGACUCUUUAAUUGAUAAAAGCUUCAAUACUUUAAUCUUGAUAUUUUCUCAAGCCUGAUGUCAUAUAGAAAAAAUUUUGAAGGAAAUGUAACGAAAUAAGAGAAAAAAUAGCGUACUAACAAUAUUUGAUUUUGUUUUUAUAAUAGCUUGGAAAGAGUGAAUAAAAUAUGUGAACCAGUCGUGUCCGGCUAAAAGAAAGAAUAUAAAGGAAAAUACAAAAGAUGAAAUGUUUAUCUAAUUAACAUUUGUCUCUAGCUGGACAAUGACCGAGUGUCUGAGGCCUUAUACUUAGAUUUCCUUAAAUGCAGUAGUAUGUUUAAAGGUUUAUUUAUUUCCAGGCAAGAUUUCCCUUGACAUUCUGCAAGUUGAACAAUAAACUGCUUUUUGUCGAUUGACUUUUCACCACAUGUAACAAAAUGUACUGUAAUGUGAAUUAUAUUGUGUACAUGUGUAUGUAGGUAUUACAACAGCAUUUGUAAAUUAGUUGUAUUAGCUUAGAUAUUAAAAUGUAUAAUGUUUAAACUCUCACUCCUAGUGUCUUCUUUUCUUUAGAACAUCCUCGUCACUUAUUAUUAUUGUUAGGUUUAAGGUCAAGAUUAGAGACUUGUAUUUUUGUUGGAAGUUAUUUUAUAUAGCAUUUUAUGUAUAUAAUUUCAUAAGAAUUUAUAUUGUAGUGGUAAUUUUUGCAGUUAGUUUCAAUUUGUGUUUUUGAUGAAACAGUUUUUUUGGCUAUUAAAUGUGAUUAAAAAAAAAAACAAGCUUAGAACUCAAUUUAAGCAUUUGGUAGGUGAGUAACAAUAUUUAUAAGUUAUUUUUUAAGUAUUCAUAGAUGUAUAUGACAAAAGCCACAAAUAGAAGUUUUAAAUUUUGAAAGUAUUACAAUCAAAAUUAAAAGUAUGUUAAAGAACCUCAAAAUGUGUCAAAUUGUAAACUAUGUAUUUCAAACCCCAUUGCUUAUAACUUGUGUUAAUUAAAAAGGUUCUAUUUCAUGUAAAGGAUUAAACUGUGUACCCAACAGGCUUUUCCAUACAUUUUAAGAGAUGAAUAAUAUAUGAUAGUCUUCUUUAAAUAAGUGUAGGAUUUUCUUAAUUACACAAAUUUCUUCUGUGUAAAUGAUCAAUAACACAGAAGAAAUUCUGAAAUUAAGGAAAUUCUACUCUUAAUCGAAGGAUAUUUCAAGAUUAUUUAAAGUCACAUUUUAAAUCCAGGGUUAAUACUUCUUGUAACUCAACAUUGAACUUUGCAGCAAACUACUUGUAACAAAAAAAAAAACUGUGAGGAUGAUUUGGUUAAUACAUAAAAAGAUAUAUAGCUUAUUUUUUGUUUUUUCUUAACAAAUUCUACUUUUGUCUGGCAUUUAGUGUUAUUUAUUUGAUAGUCUGUAAUUAUAGGUGGUGAUAUGAUUUGGUUAGUAUUUUAUUUUUUACAAUUAUAUAUAAAGAUUCUUUAAAACUUGGAAAAUGUGUUUCUAAAAGUUACAUUGGCUUUGGACAUAGAACAGGCAAGUGUAUUGUUGUUUUUUUUUAAUGAAAGUUAGUACAUGUAAGUACCUUAAAUGAGAAUGUUUUAUUCUGACAAGAUUACCUUGUAAAGGAUGGAGACUAAAAUAUUUAUUUCCACCUCUGAAUCAGUAGGUUUACACAUUUGUAACAUAGAUGUUUGUUUUCUGUUGUUGUUGUUUUUUGUACUGGAUGUUAAACACUGAUGUUACCUGUCACAGGAAUAAUGGAAUGAUUAUUUCUUCUUCUACCUUUCCUAAAAUACCAAAAGUAUUGGAGGAUAAGAUAUUGUUUUCUGUCACAUUCUUCUACUACUUUUAUCCUCUUUAUCUUUUUUUUUCGAGAAGUAAUUCAUAAAUUUUGUGCCUUAUUUCGAGGUACAGUUUACUACUUUGAUACUUGUACACACUGUAUUUCUGUUAUUUAACACAUGUGUAAUGUAUCCUUGUUAUGUGUAAUUUUGUUGCAAUGAUUGAUACUACCAGGGACACUGUCAGUUAUUGAAACUUUGUUGUGAUAUAAAUAAAGCUCUACUUACUCAUACAUGGACCAA